Perkinsus marinus ATCC 50983 is the source of this 555-nucleotide messenger RNA. Its product is annotated as proteasome subunit alpha type, putative. Gene Ontology annotation, biological process: ubiquitin-dependent protein catabolic process. The transcript has 6 exons. Gene Ontology annotation, cellular component: proteasome core complex, alpha-subunit complex; proteasome core complex; nucleus. Lineage: Eukaryota; Perkinsozoa; Perkinsida; Perkinsidae. The coding region runs from base 1 to 555 and encodes 184 amino acids. The record is from RefSeq and is a predicted model, not a curated record.
AUGUCGGGUUAUGAUCGCGCUAUUACAGUGUUCUCGCCCGAUGGUCAUCUCUUCCAAGUUGAAUACGCGUUGGAGGCGGUAAGAAAGGGGACCACAGCGGUUGGGGUCCGAGGAAAGGACACUGCAGUGCUGGCUGUUGAGAGGAAGGCUAUUCCUAAGCUACAAGAUCCUAGGACGGUCCGGAAGAUCCUCCGAAUAGACCAACAUGUGAUGUUGGCUUUCGCUGGCCUUAACGCUGAUGCGAGGGUAUUGGCCAAUAAGGCUCGUGUGGAGUGUCAAAGCUACCGCCUCAAUGUUGAGGACCAACCCACAGUAGACUAUGUGGCUCGAUACAUUGCAGGAGUCCAACAGCAGUACACCUAUAAGGGAGGCGCUCGUCCCUUUGGUAUAUCAACCUUGAUAAUCGGACAAAACGAGCAGAAGAAACCUCAGUUAUACCAGACAGAUCCAUCUGGGUCAUUCAACUCGUGGAAGGCUGCUGCUAUCGGGAGGAACAGCAAGACUGGUAAUAUCCUCACUCACUACCGGCUGAUUCAAUGGGCUGUGCAUCAGUGA